This is a messenger RNA of Scutellospora calospora, 951 nucleotides long. Lineage: Eukaryota; Fungi; Glomeromycota; Glomeromycetes; Diversisporales; Gigasporaceae. The record is from the annotation of a GenBank genome assembly.
AUGCAAAAAGAUCGACCAUCUAUUCAAGAAGUUGCUUUACGAUUAAAAGAUUUUAUUUUUCUGGACACUGUCGAUAAAUUUAAUGUCUUUGAUAAAACUGAAUUUGAAAAUUUCAUUGAUACCGCUUUCGAAAACAUUGCAGUUGAUCUUACACCAGACGUCACGACAGUUGAUUUUACUAACUCUGAUGACAUGACUCGUUUUGUAAAUGAGUUAUAUUCGACUUUUAAUAAACUAUUUAAUGAAGGUAGAUCUGUUAGUAAUAUUAUUAACAAUUUCAUAUCUGAACAUAGUAAAAAUAAUGAAGAAGUUUUUACUUGGUUAUUAAUACAUAAUAAUAAUGCAAGGAAUAUUUGCCUACUCGGAUUAUUUUAUAGUUGGAAUAUUGGCACUGAUGAAACUAAUGUAAAUGUAUUUAAUUUAUUCACUGAAUCGGCGAAAAAAGGUGACACUAUUGCACAAUAUUUUGUUGCAAAGUGUUAUGAAUUAGGAUGGAAUACCAAAAAGAAUAGGACAAAAGCAAUUGAAGGGUACACUAAGGCGAUUGAAAAAGGAUGCACAGCAGCAGAACGUAUGCUUGGAGAAUAUUUUUAUAGACUUAGGAGCUAUACCCGAGCAUUUAAAUAUCUUAAUAAAGCAGCUGAUAAAGGAAAUAUAUUAGCAAUGCAUACUUUAGGAUUAUGUUACCAAGAAGGUUAUGGAACAUAUAACGACGUGGUUAAAGCAUUUAAAUUAUUUAAAGAGUCGGCUGAAAAAGGACUAUCUAUUUCACAAUAUGAACUUGGCUACUGUUACGAAUAUGGUAAAGGAACCGAAAAAAACUUGGAAAAAGCAUUAAAUUGGUACCAAAAAGCGACAAAACAAGAUUAUACUUAUCAUAAUCACCUAACACGUAUCGAAGCUCAAAUUAACCGAAAAACAGUACCCAGACAAACUCAGCCAGCAGCUUAA